Messenger RNA from Physella acuta, 1661 nucleotides. Its product is annotated as histamine H3 receptor. Gene Ontology annotation, cellular component: plasma membrane; dendrite. Gene Ontology annotation, biological process: G protein-coupled receptor signaling pathway, coupled to cyclic nucleotide second messenger; chemical synaptic transmission. Gene Ontology annotation, molecular function: G protein-coupled serotonin receptor activity; neurotransmitter receptor activity. The record is from RefSeq and is a predicted model, not a curated record. Lineage: Eukaryota; Metazoa; Mollusca; Gastropoda; Physidae.
CGUGCAUUUUUCUUUACCCAAGUCGUAGAUGAUUGCUCCACACUUUUGUCAUGGCUGAAACGGAUUUCAAAGAGACGGUCCCCACGCGCGCGCACCGUGGGUACUUCCAAAUAUGGGCAGCAGCCGUGCCGAUGGUCGCCGUCUGCGUCAUGACCAUCGCCGCCAACGGUGCCAUCCUGACCAUGUUCCUGAGCCGCAGAGGUCUCCGGCGCUGCAAGAACCUCUACUUCGCCAGUCUGGCGCUGUCCGAGUUUCUACUUGGACUUCUGAUGCCGUACAAGCUGACCAAAGACCUUCACCUGACCUGGGACAGCGGGCUGACCUGCAGGAUUUACCAGACGGUCAAGCAAUCUUUGGGUUACGUAUCGUUUCUCAGCAUCUUCCUCAUCACUCUAGACAAGUGGCGCGCCACGCACUACCCCGUGUCUUACAGGAGCAAGUCCGCAAAGUGUAUGACCAUCUCAACCAUAAUCGCCGUCUGGGUGGUCAGCCUCGUCAUCUACACCGUCCCCCAGAUUUGGUGGGAGGAUUUCAUCACGUCCAGGUACGUGACCCCCACCUCCCAGGGUCUGGGGGACACCAGCGUCAUCACCACGCCCAAAGAAACUGUCGUUAUCAGCCACCCCCGAGACCACAGCAACGCCUCGCGUCAGAUCCAAUACUCGUUUGAUAAACGAGGAUUCUCAAACCACGAUACAGUGUGCCCCGAGGGGUACCACUUAGGUUUUAACUUAUCUAUCUUUGCAACAUCCGUCUUUUACGUUAUACCGCUAGUCGCUAUGCUUGUAUUUAAUAUUAGUUUAUAUUUAAAAAUCAAAUGGAGGAAAAGUGUCGAAGUUCAAAGGUCAACUAGUGUUACGGAUACGUACUUUAUGACCUUGAAAAAACCGGCUCUGGAGUUGCCGGAGAGUUGUCUGAAGGAUCACGGGAACGAGGACGACCCAGCCAAGGAGUCGCUGCUCAAAAACAUUGACAAACCAAUCAACAAACAUUUAUCCCUGGGCGCCCGGAGCGAGCGGCGACACAGCUCCCUCCCCGCGAUAUCGCCCAUCAUCAAAGGCCGGACGUCAAGCGGCAGACGAGUCUCUAUGCCGGAAAGCAACACCGGGAGCGGCGGGUGCCGGUACGUCGGCCGGAAAUGGUCCGGCUGCGCCAGCGCGCUGAGCAACAACCAAAACGCCCCGCCGACGCCCUUAGCGAACCUGGCGCCCCGGCUCCACACGGAAGACAUGGUUCACGACAUCCUGGUCAAACAGGACAAAAAAACCGCGCGCUGCCUGUGUCUCAUGCUGGCCGUGCUUGUCGCAUGCUGGAUGCCGCACGCCGUGCUGAACGUCAUCAACGCCGGCUGCUGGUGCCUGAACGGUGCCCUGAUCUCCACCUCCUGGCUGGUGCUUGCCGACCACGCCGUCAACCCUAUCCUCUACGGGCUCAUGUACGUCCAGUUCAAGAACGUCCUGAAGCAGUGGCUGCUCAUCGAGCGCAUGCACGCCUUCAAGAUGCGGGACACGCUCAUCCUGAAGAACCUGCAGAAGAAGGUGAUGUGCGAGGAGAACAACAAGGAGAAGAGCCCCAACCCCGAGACCAAGCUCAACCAGUUCCAUCUGCCGCAGAUCUCCGCCAACUUCACCCACCCGCACACCGACAACACCCUCUUGUAA